AUGUAUAAAGAUCCUGUCCAUGAACAAGGUUUAAUUGCCAUUAUCGGUGGUAUUUUCGCUAUUGUAGCAACAUGUAUGUCUUUCGUUCAAAUUGCUCAACAUUUUUUCCAUCAAACACAUCAUCCAUCUCAAAAGCGAAUCAUGAGAAUUUUAGCAAUGGUGCCUGUGUACGGUGCAACAUCGUGGAUCUCGAUUCUAUUUUUUCAAUCAGCUAUCUAUAUGGAUUUCAUCAAAGCUUGUUUUGAAGCUUAUAUUAUUUAUUGUUUUCUUCUAUUAUUAACAAAAUAUCUUGGCGGUCAUCGUGGCGUCGAAGAAGUUAUUCUGAAUCAUGAGCGAAUCAUCCUACCAUUUCCAUGUUGUUGUCUUAAAGUACGUCCGAAUGUUCGGUGGGUUUGGUAUUUUAAAAUCGGUCUUCUUCAAUACUCAUGGAUUGCUCCUCUGUGUUCCGGCAUUGCUGUUGUUUUGAAUCUCGCCGAUGUAUAUGCAAACGGGGAAUGGAAAUUUAACCGAGGCUACCCUUAUAUCACGAUUAUUAUCAAUAUUAGUCAAACGCUUGCUUUGUAUAGUUUAGUAACCUUUUAUACAAAUGCAAAAGGAGAAUUACGACCGUUUCAACCUUUACCGAAAUUUAUUGUGAUUAAAUUAAUUGUAUUUUUUAUUUUUUGGCAAUCAGUUUUAAUGAGCGGACUAGCAGCGAUUCACAUUUUACGAAAUUCAUCUUGUGAUCCAACGGCUAAUCAUUAUUGUAACGGCUCCACAACUGGAUUUACAGUUGAACAAGAAAAAAUUCUACUAGAAAAUGUCCUGAUCUGUGUGGAAAUAUUCUUCUUUUCAAUAGCUCAUCACUGGGUAUUCAGUUGGAAACCGUAUGCAAAUGGAACAUUCAAAAUCUUGAUGGAAUCCCGGUAUCGAUUCAUGAAUAACAAAGACGAUCCAGAAUUACGCACAGCUACCACGCGAUUUUAA
Molecule: messenger RNA, 966 nt
Organism: Adineta ricciae
Lineage: Eukaryota; Metazoa; Rotifera; Eurotatoria; Adinetida; Adinetidae
Source: the annotation of a GenBank genome assembly